CCUGUCGGUUGAAACUCGGUGAUAUACUUUGGUGCCUGCAAUUUACAUAAUCUCGGGGCGAAUUGUACAUACCUAAUGCACCUAGUUACAACUAAAUUCUUGGGAGAGAAGGUUCUGUACAUAACAUAAGGUAAUCGCCAAAUGUUCUCAAGUUCCCAAUAUCAACAACAUCACCUCAAAUCCUUUCUCCGAUGUUCAUACGGUGACACUCAUCUCUAGCUUGCCUACUACUGGCUAGAUGGGCAAGCCUCCGCGACGAUGCGGGAAUUCAUGGAUUACAUCCAGUCGGUCUUUUAUGCUGCAACAGGCUGGAAUCGUGAUAAUAGCUAUUCUUCGCUCAAUGCGACGUCCGAUGCUCUUCUGAACUUUCCGACGCCUCGUGGUCUUCGCCUAACCCUAUCUUCUCUCGCAACAUCGCAAUUCGCUACUUCGUAUCAGCUCGGCACCGUGGGUGUUGUCGACGGCUCUGUAUCAUACUUAUACUCAACGGUGCCUCUCAAUAAUGCCAUCGCCCAGAGUGAAAAGAUACCCUUACCAGACCUUUUACGGAGUUACCGCCCACUUGCCGAGUUACCUCGUCGAGCUGAGGAAGGAGGACAGCUAGAGGGAGGGUUGAUCAAAGAUGGACUUGCAUAUGGGAGACUUUAUCUCCCUGCGUCCAUGUUGGAGGCCCUGGUAGUUAGGAGGAUUUCGCCUACGUUACAGUUCCAGCUUAGUGCCGUGUCAAAUCAAAAACUACGGAAUGGAGGUACCAUGCUGGGCAUGGUACAGUACGACAAGGGUCGCUAUGCGGUUGAGGGUCUCGCAUCAACCGACGGUGGUUUGCUUGGAGCGCGCGCGUUAUAUAAUUCCGGCGGUGAUGUGGCUCACUUAGAUACACAAACGCAACCAGCGACUACUAAUGGGAACGGGACGGGUAACGGCGAGAGAGAGCGCAUUUUCGGCCGGUUCAGCACUGGUGCCGAGUUCUACUACGGAACGCUAAACAAGUCAGGAGGGAUGAGUGUUGGAGCACGAUUUGCGACGCUGCCUACGCACAAAGGUACUCCCCUCACUGCGACAAUGACAGUCAACCCCUUGAUGGGAACUAUUAGUUGGAGCUACGCAGUCAUGGCUGGUAGUUAUUGUUCGCUUGCAUCGAGGAUGGAUUUCAAUGUUUACAGUUAUGAAAGUGACUGGGCUGUGGGUAUGGAGCUCUGGAGAAAGAGAACGGCCUGGUCUAUCAACCAAGAAUUGGAAGAAGUACCAACGCCAGUGAACAUCACGCCCGAGAGGGGUUUCCAGGAGAAAUUGGAAUGGGAGUUAGAUGGCCCUUCGUUACCCUUGGACGCGGCUGAGAUUCUAUCACCACCGGAGCCAGUCGCUCAGUCAAAGAAGGAGAGAAGCUUCCAAGCUAAGAUGGAGUGGAGGUUAGACGAUCCUGAUGUGGAUUCGACAGUAUCAACCACCAAUGAGAAUGAUGAUGAUGAAAACGAUGAUCAGUAUUCGGGGGUUUUGAAAGCGCGCCUAGACCAGCAUCUCAGGGUUGGUCUUUUAUGGGAGGGCCGAGUCAAGUCUUUGCUUUUUAGUCUUGGCAGUAGUAUUGACCUACGGCGACUUGACUCGCCUUUCCGCACACUUGGACUCGAAGUACAAUUCUCGGCAUAAAUAUGCCAAUAAGAUAAGCCUAAACCCUCCAAAAUGGCUUUUGUGGCGAUUAAUCAGCGUGUCUGUGUUGCUGUUCAACCCGAAUGUGCGACAUCAUUGCUUGACAAUGGAUUGGUGACACGGUCGCAAUUACGUCCCUGAUAGUACCCUGACCAAUCUCAGGGGCUGACGUGUAUCGACAGCAUCCUUCCUGAGGCAUUCUUCCCGUACGAUGGACCUAUACUAUACUGUGGUCGCACCGAUAAAAGAAGAUUUGCAACCAUGAGAAGAGAAGCGGAUUAUAUAUUAUUUUCCGGGCCAUGAUACCUCUCUCGGUGACCCCGGGGUUAAAAUACCUUGAUGUCUACCUACGUAACCUAGGUAUGUAGGAUAAUUCGACUGGACCCCUGAUGCGUCUUUAACGGCCUUCAAUGCGUUCUCGACCACAUAACGAACACCUUUGUUGUUGCAUGCAGUAAUGGGACCCAAGAGACCGGGCAGUCUAAUUGGAAUAUCUCCAUAGAUACUCGAACCACAUGUGGUGUCGCUUUAGAACCUCGCAACUUGGCACGCCACUAUGC
Daldinia decipiens is the source of this 2207-nucleotide messenger RNA. RefSeq lists its product as uncharacterized. Gene Ontology annotation, biological process: phospholipid transport; protein insertion into mitochondrial outer membrane; establishment of mitochondrion localization. The record is from RefSeq and is a predicted model, not a curated record. Lineage: Eukaryota; Fungi; Ascomycota; Sordariomycetes; Xylariales; Hypoxylaceae. Gene Ontology annotation, cellular component: ERMES complex; SAM complex. The coding region runs from base 259 to 1647 and encodes 462 amino acids. The transcript has a single exon.